Messenger RNA from Pogoniulus pusillus (Red-fronted tinkerbird), 1659 nucleotides. Its product is annotated as cytochrome P450 2K6-like. Lineage: Eukaryota; Metazoa; Chordata; Aves; Piciformes; Lybiidae. Gene Ontology annotation, molecular function: iron ion binding; heme binding; oxidoreductase activity, acting on paired donors, with incorporation or reduction of molecular oxygen, reduced flavin or flavoprotein as one donor, and incorporation of one atom of oxygen. The transcript has 9 exons. Bases 1 to 1491 code for a protein of 496 amino acids. Gene Ontology annotation, cellular component: cytoplasm; intracellular membrane-bounded organelle. Gene Ontology annotation, biological process: xenobiotic metabolic process. The record is from RefSeq and is a predicted model, not a curated record.
AUGGACUGGAGCAGUUCCACUUCCAUUGGAUUGCUGUUCAUGCUGAUUCUUCUAUCCAUUUUGAAAAUGGGAGGUUUCUGGAAUAGCCAUGGGAGGAAGAAGCUUCCUCCAGGACCCAGAGCAUUACCUAUCAUUGGAAACCUGCACCUCUUCGAUCUGAAGAGACCCUACAGGACUUACAUACAGCUGGCAGAAGUAUAUGGUCCAGUCUUCAGCGUUCAGAUGGGCCAAAGGAAAGUAGUAGUGAUUUCUGGGUACGAGACAGUGAAGGAAGCUCUCGUGAACCAGGCAGAUGCAUUUUCAGAGAGACCCAAAAUCCCCAUCUUUGAGGACUUGACUGGAGGAAAUGGGAUUGUUUUUGCUCAUGGUGAAAACUGGAAGGUGAUGCGAAGGUUUACUCUCACAACCUUACGAGACUUUGGAAUGGGGAAGAAGGCCAUUGAGGACCGCAUCGUGGAGGAGUAUGGCUACCUGGCUGACAGGAUCGGGUCACAAGAAGGGAAGCCCUUUGACGCCAGUAAAAUGCUUAAUGCAGCAGUUGCCAACAUAAUUGUGUCAAUACUGCUCGGGAAACGGUUUGACUACAGAGACUCCAGGUUUCUGAGGCUCCAGCACCUGACCAACGAGAGCAUGAGGCUGGCUGGGAAACCCCUGGUUACGUUAUACAACAUAUUCCCACAGCUUGGAUUUCUCCUCAGAGCUAACAAGACUCUUCUCCAAAACAGAAAUGAAUUCCAUGCUUUUGUAGAAACAACUUUCUUAGAGUACCUCAAGAUCCUGGACAAAAAUGAUCAAAGAAGUUUCAUCGAUGCUUUCCUGGUGAAACAGCAGGAGGAGACAGCCACUACCAACGGGCACUUCCAUAACGGCAACUUGCUAAGCUUGGUGAGCAAUCUGUUUACUGCCGGGGUUGAGACCAUUACUACCACACUAAACUGGGGCUUUCUGCUGAUGCUAAAGUACCCUGAAAUCCAGAGAAAGGUCCAAGAGGAGAUAGAAGAAGUGAUAGGCUCCAACCCGCCACGGAUCGAGCACAGGACUCAAAUGCCCUACACGGAUGCUGUCAUCCAUGAAAUUCAGAGGUUUGCCAAUAUCCUGCCACUGGACCUGCCUCAUGAGACUGCUGCAGAUGUGACCCUCAAAGGCUACUUCAUUCCCAAGGGCACCUACAUCGUUCCUUUACUGGCCUCUGUCCUGCAAGAUAAAUCCCAGUGGGAGAAACCAGACAGCUUCUAUCCUGAGCACUUUCUUGAUGCCAGCGGGAAGUUUGUGAAGAAAGAGGCUUUCAUGCCUUUUUCAGCAGGGCGUCGAAUCUGUGCUGGAGAGACUCUUGCCAAAAUGGAGCUCUUCCUCUUCUUCACCAGUCUCCUGCAGAGGUUCACCUUCCACCCUCCCCCCGGCGUCGCCAGCUCAGACCUGGACCUCAGCCCCGCUAUUUCCUUUAAUGUCAUCCCCAAACCCUACAAAAUGUGUGCUGUAAAGCGUUUCUAGAGCCUGAGUAAGCAUCACUUUCUCACGACAGCUCCCUUCUGAAUUCUUUGGCCAACACAAUUCACAACAUUGCCUUAAUAAAGCUUUCUAGUACUUCAUGGAAUCAUAUUUCCAAGCCAAAACCUGGAUGACCUUGGUAAACAGAGCGUGCACUCGUAGCAAAAUAGC